ACAAUGGUUUGGGGAAAGUAAUGGCUAUUUUCAUGCCGGGGGAACAGCCUCACUCAGGAAUGGUAUGGCCUCACAAGUCUUGGUCUAUCCAUCAUAUAUUUAUCAAACUCAGCCAAGUGCCUUUUCUAAUGUGAAGAAACUGAAAGUGGAGCCAAGCAGUUGUGUGUAUCAUGAAAGAGCCUACCCACAGCUCUAUUUGAAUGGUAACAAUUUUGGAAUCACUCAGCCUCCUAGUAGGGUUGGUGCUUUCUUGCAGGCUACAAAUAUAUUUGACAGACCUCAAAGAGAGACUUUUUUGUUGCAGACCAGCACUGUUGAUUUAAAAACUAUUGCAGGUGCUACAAAAACCUUAGCAGUGCAGGCACAACAACCUCAAGUGGAAGCACCUUGGCCUGGGACCCAGGAAAGUGAGUUGAACAUCUUGGACCGUCCCCAGCAAUGUGGAUUGAAGCGUAAGAGUGAAGAGUUAGAAAAUCAGAGUGGCGCAAUGCAGAUUGUUGAUGAACUGCCUAUAUUGCCUGCUAUGUUGCAAACAAACUUGGGAAACCCAAUGACAGUUAUGACAACUACUGCAGCUUCAAAACCAAACGGUACCAGUGGUGAUGGAGAUUAUCAGUUAGUGCAGCAUGAGGUAUUAUGUUCUGCAAAAAAUACUUACGAGGUUCUUGAUUUCCUUGGGCGAGGGACUUUUGGCCAAGUUGUAAAGUGCUGGAAAAGAGGGACAAAUGAAACAGUGGCAAUCAAAAUCCUGAAGAACCACCCAUCUUAUGCACGUCAAGGACAAAUAGAAGUGAGCAUAUUAGGAAGAUUAAGUACAGAGAAUGCUGAUGAGUUUAAUUUUGUGAAAGCCUAUGAGUGCUUUCAACAUCAUAACCAUACUUGCUUAGUUUUUGAGAUGUUGGAACAGAAUUUGUAUGACUUUCUGAAACAAAACAAAUUUAGCCCUCUUCAGCUAAGGGUAAUUCGGCCUAUUCUGCAACAGGUGGCCACUGCACUGAAAAAACUAAAAAGUCUUGGUUUAAUACAUGCUGACCUCAAACCAGAAAAUAUUAUGUUGGUGGAUCCAGCACGGCAGCCUUACCGAGUUAAGGUAAUUGACUUUGGAUCUGCUAGUCAUGUAUCAAAGACAGUCUGUUCAACAUACUUGCAAUCUCGCUAUUACAGAGCACCAGAAAUCAUAUUGGGUUUGCCAUUCUGUGAAGCCAUAGACAUGUGGUCCUUGGGCUGUGUGAUUGCUGAGCUUUUCCUUGGAUGGCCACUAUAUCCAGGAGCCCUUGAAUAUGAUCAGAUUCGCUACAUUUCACAAACACAAGGAUUUCCUGCGGAGCAAUUGUUGAACCUUGGAACGAAGACCACACGAUUUUUCUGUAGAGAAAAAGAUGCGCCAUAUUCUGGUUGGAGAUUAAAGACACUGGAAGAACAUGAAGGUGAAACAGGUAUGAAAUCCAAAGAAGCCCGGAAAUACAUUUUCAACUGUUUGGAUGAUAUAGUGCAUGUGAACAUGGUGAUGGAUCUAGAUGGAAGUGAUCUUUUGGCAGAGAAAGCAGACAGAAGAGAGUUUGUCAGUCUUUUAAAGAAAAUGCUGUUGAUUGAUGCUAACUUGAGAAUCACUCCGGUUGACACACUGAGCCAUCCUUUUGUUACCAUGAAGCACCUCCUUGAUUUUCCUCACAGCAACCAUGUGAAAUCGUGUUUUCAUAUCAUGGAUGUUUGCAAGUACCGGUCAAAUUCAUAUGAGAUAAGUAAUUGCAAUAAAACAAUACAUUUGGGACCAGUUGCUCCAAGCAACACACUAGGUCUGAUGCCUAAUUUCACCAAGAUUGGCGCAGUACAGAACCAGACAUUAGCUGCAACAGCCCACGCGGUUAUGCAUCCUGGAAUACCCUUACAGGCAGGAACGGCUCAGUUUGGUUGCAGUGAUGCUUUUCAUCAAACAUUGAUUAUAUGCCCCCCUGCUAUCCAAGGGAUUCCUGCUAAUCAUGGGAAACUCAAUGGGUACUCUGUGAGAGUAGAUAAUGCAGUGCCAUUGGUAACACAGGCCCCAACCUUACUCCAAAUAAGAGGAGUCCUCUCUCAGACGUGGUCUAAUAGAAGUCAGCAACUAUUGUUUCCUACAUGGCAACACAUAACUCCUGUGGCUCCUGCUACAACACUUGCUUCUGAUUCUGUGGCUGGCCCACAGAGGCUUGGAGAAUGGGGGAAGAUGAUUCCUCAUGGUAACCAUUACAACUCAAUGAUGACCCAGCCACUCUUAACCAAUCAGAUAACUUUAUCUGCUCCUCAGCCAAUCAGUGUGGGCAUUGCACACGUAGUUUGGCCUCAACCCACACCUACCAAAAGAAAUAAAGCGAGGAAUAAUGCGUUACAAAAUACCAAUAUCCAAAAUUCGGCAUUUGUAUCUCCAAAGAUAAUUAAUAUGAAGGCUGAUGAAAAACAAAGUUUGGUAGAAACGCAGGACAAUCAUAAUUCAGAGAGGCAGGAAAACAGCUAUUGUGUACCAUCUGUCAGGCAGGAUCCUGACCCAUCUGUUUCAAACAAGCAGCGCCAGGCUAUCAUCAUUGCAGAUUCCCCAAGUCCAGCAACCAGUGUGAUUACCAUCAGCAGUGACACAGAUGAAGAUGAUGCGAUGCAGAGGCAUUCAGUUGCAGAAUGCAAAGGAAGUCUUGAUUGUGAAGCUUGCCAGAGUACACUAAAUAUUGACCGUGUGUGUUCAUUAAGUAGUCCUGACAGCACUUUGAGCACAAGCUCUUCUGGACAGUCAAGUCCAUCCCCUUGUAAAAGACCUAACAGCAUAUCAGAUGACGAACAGGAAAGUGGCUGUGAUACUGUGGAUGGUUCCCCCAGCUCUGACUCUUCAGGCCACGACAGCCCAUUUCUAGCAAAUCGUUUUUCAGAAGCAUCCAAUAAAAAAACAGAAACCAGAGCCUCUGCUAACCUGGAAGCCAAACCAACUGUAUGCGCUGUGGUUGUGCCACCAAUAAGGAUACAGAACAGGUUAAACAUAGACGGGCCAAUGACGAACUCAGUCAAUACCUGCCAACCGCUGGUAAAACGUCGAUCUGCUCGUGUAAAAACCAACCAUUCUUCUGGCUUGGGUAAUCGUCAGCGAAAAUUUAUGUCAGCAUUCCAUCAGCAGCAUUCAAACCUUGGUCAAGUUCAGCCAUUUGGAUCUGGGUCUCAGGAGUGGAAUGGAAACUGUGGUCAUUGGCGGCAGCAGACAUUCAUCCCAAAUAAUGUUGCUGGUCAUGCAUUCUCUCUUCCACAUGGAAGUCCCACUCAUACUUCAGUUCAUGCACAGUUGGCGGGAAAUACACAUCUUGGAGGACAACCUGCAAUUCUACCUUACCCAUCAUCUGCCUCCCUCAGUACUGCUGCCCCCGUGGCCCACAUUUUUGCAUCACCAUGUACCUCAAGACCAAUAUUACAUCAUCCUAAUUACAGUAUUUCGCAUCACGGUGGCAUAGUUCAUCAGGUCCCAGUGGGCAUAAAUCCCCGACUACUGCCUUCCCCAAACAUUCAACAGACUCGAUAUAAACCAGUUUUCCCACCACAUUCUUACAUUGCAUCACCUGCUUACACAGGAUUUCCACUGAGUCCAACAAAACUCAGCCAAUAUCCAUUUAUGUGAGACUCAAAUUACAGUAUGCUGACAAAGUUCAGAUAUAUAUAUAUAUAUACAUACAUAGAUAUAUAUGGAGAUAUGUGAUUUGAGAGGAAAACAUGGUAUUUAAUAAAUAUUAGCCAUGGCACAAGAAAAUUAUUUUUUUUAAAUCAUGUUAGACUUGGGUGCAAUUUAAAUAAUCUUGAGCUUUAACUCACUUUUAAUGUGUGUUUUGCACAUUUGGUAUAAAUUUGUCUUUAGUCAUGUUACCUUCUUACAAAAUAGCUCCAAACAGGUGACUUAAAGGAGUAAAAAUGCAGUUUUGCUCCUACUAUUUUUAUAAAAUUGCCUUCUGAUCUAGUGCGAGGCACUUCUACAUUUGGGAAGCCAUUUGAGUGUACAGGUUUAGAGCAACAGAUGCACACGUCAUCAGUAUCAUGUAUGAGUAACUUGUUUGUAUUAUGUAUAUUGAUGUUCUGUGUUGAAUCACAUACCUAAAAAGGUUGAACUGUUCUCCACAUUGCAUGUGUCCCUUGCAUGGGCAAAAAUGCAGUUGCCUAGAAAACUGCUCUUAAAUGUUGGUGUCCUGAUAAUCUCAGCUGCAUUGUAAACGGUUCCCACAUAGUGCCUUAAAUAUUCAAGGUUGUUAAUGUCACUGCGUUAUAAAUGUUGAGGACUGCAGCACUUAACAUUCAGAUUUGUUGAUUCUUUGAUAGAUUAAUGCACGCUCACUACUUUCUUUUCUGUUUUGCGUGGUAUGAUUUUAGUACUGGGUGAGAUUUCUUUUUUGGAAGGCAGCAUGUGUUGCUGUUAAACGAAUUCCGCUGUCUGAUAGUUUUCCUUAAAAUAAGCUUCAAGAAAAGCAUUUUGUAAUGUUUAGGAAAAGUUGAUUCAUUAGCUUGUUGAAUUAAAAAAUGGUGUUUUAUACUGUGGUGGAACUGCAAUACAAUCUAAAGUAGUUUAUUUUCAAAGUGUUUUAUAUCCAACUGGAUUUAAUAACCUGUUUAAAGGUAUAGUAGGAAUUUCCUGGGUAGAUAGUGAAAGAAAAUAAAAGCAAAAUGCUUGUUGAUUCAUACUGUGGUUUCAUCUUAGCUUGAGCAAACCAUGCAGUAUUUAAUAAAUAGUAGCAG
Protobothrops mucrosquamatus (brown spotted pit viper) is the source of this 4731-nucleotide messenger RNA. RefSeq names its product homeodomain interacting protein kinase 3 (gene HIPK3). Gene Ontology annotation, molecular function: protein tyrosine kinase activity; ATP binding; protein serine/threonine kinase activity. Lineage: Eukaryota; Metazoa; Chordata; Lepidosauria; Squamata; Viperidae. The transcript is spliced from 16 exons. Bases 65 to 3628 code for a protein of 1187 amino acids. Gene Ontology annotation, cellular component: PML body; cytoplasm; nucleus. Gene Ontology annotation, biological process: peptidyl-threonine phosphorylation; peptidyl-serine phosphorylation. The record is from RefSeq and is a predicted model, not a curated record.